Molecule: messenger RNA, 1335 nt
Organism: Anthostomella pinea
Lineage: Eukaryota; Fungi; Ascomycota; Sordariomycetes; Xylariales; Xylariaceae
Source: the annotation of a GenBank genome assembly
AUGCCGCGCCAUGGGGCAAACAAAAAGGGCCCUAUGUCCAUUCAACUGAUAAAUCACAAGGUCUAUCAGCCGGGUGACACUAUCCUUGGGAUGGUCACGAUCAAGCAGGGGGCCAAGGAGAAGCCAGUGACAAACCUGGCCCUGAAGCUAUGCUGCCGGGCCAAGGUCAAGAUCGAUAAACACGACUCAAACUCUAGAAGAAUCUACCGAUCAAGAGCGUUCUUUUUGCAAACAAGCGAGGCUGUGGCUGUUGAUAGCCGUAAUCUCGACUCUGAGGGCAAUACCUGCGCAUCUUUCAGUGUCGAUAUACCAGCAGUCCCAGCAAAGUGUCCCGGCAGCGACGUGUUCGACCGAUCUGGUGAUUUCCGCUCAAACAAGGGUUCACCGCAGGAAGAACUGCCAGGCAUCUUCUACUUGGGCUCCAGCCGCAGCUUCUGGGCCGGCGUCAAACAGGAGGCGUAUAUCGAGUACUGGCUUGAAGCUCACAGCUCCUUGGUUAGCCACCCAGCGACGUACCCGCUCUUCGUGCGCCCACGGUCCGCGGAGAAGCCGACGCAAGAUUUCAACUUCUUGACCAAGAGAUACCACGUCAGCCUCGUCUCGCAGAGGCUACAGUCGGAACAUGCCGGUACCGAGCUCACGUUCCGACAGAAAAGUCGACGCUUCUUCACACCGGGCAAGGUGCCCAAGUAUACCUUCCGAGUGAUGCUGAGCGUCCCGCGGACCUACCAGCUCGAGCACCCGGAACCGCUGCCGCUGAAAUUAUGGCUCAACCCAAUUCUGAACGAGAAGAGUAUUACGAUAUACAACGGUAAUCUGGCAGCGCUGCCGCCGGUGACGCUGAGGACUGUGCACGCCAGUCUCAAGAGCACGUGCGAAGUGCGAGCCCCUGGUACGCUCACAGACCACGAAGCAUCGGCGGACUCAAAGCACGCGCAGCGCCGCGGCAUCUCAACCACCCCCAACCGCGCUGGACCUGGGCAGGCCCUCAGCAUCCGCGUCUCGCAUGGGGGAAUGUCAAAGCAGGGGUCUCGACGCGCCGCGACAACAGCCGGCGAGGAGAAGAUCUACCCGUCGUUCGCGACGUACAACAUCGCGCUCUCGUACCGACUCAGCCUGAAGCUGCACCUGAUAUGCGGCGGGGAGGAGCGCGAGCUCGAAUACGCGGGCCCGAUCGAGCUGCUCGCCGCCUCGGAGGAGCAGGCGAGGGCGCGGGAGGAGGCGCUCGGGGAGGAGGGCAUGCGGAGGAAUUACGAUGGUCUGGAUGUGGCUUUGGGGACUGCUGGGGAUGUUAUUGAGGGUCUUGGUGAUAUACUCGAGGCUGCACUUGGAUAG